Chelonia mydas (Green sea turtle) is the source of this 8017-nucleotide messenger RNA. RefSeq names its product ciliary rootlet coiled-coil, rootletin family member 2 (gene CROCC2). The record is from RefSeq and is a predicted model, not a curated record. Lineage: Eukaryota; Metazoa; Chordata; Testudines; Cheloniidae.
CGGCCGGAGCCGGCAGCUUUUGCUCCGCUCCGGGGAGACAGAGCCGCGAAUCCCGAUCAGACCAGCGGGGGCACCGGGCCUUGAACCCCCCGCCGCGAUCCCCAUCCUUCGAGCCUGUGACACCCUCCAUCCCACUAUUCUCAGGCUUGUGGCCCCUAGGACUCCAGACCUGUGACAUCCUCUAUCCACCGGGCCUGAGACCCCGCUACCACCGGUGACUGCUAGCCAUGCCCUCUGUGUUGCAUUAGGAGUUGCUGUACAGAGGUUAGAAAGCCCAGCAUGCGUUUGGGUUAGACUCCGGCUUUGAGCUAUGAGUGAGUGGGCUGACAAGAAGCCAGGACUGAGGCUGGAGGCUGCGAUCCAGAAACUACAGGACACGGUCCUGAGCCCAGAAGCCAGCAAGGAGGACAAGACACUGACUGUGCGAGGAGAGGGGGACCGAGCCAUGCCCACCCCAGUUCCAGCCAGGAUUCGGCAGAUCAUCACUGAGAGCCUGGCAGAAGAGUCAUCCCAAGCUGUGUGGGAAACAAUGUCUCCACUCAAUAUGCAAGAAGAAAACCGUAUGCUGCAGAAGGAGCUCUCACGCCUUGAGGACCUGCUGGCACACACCCGGGCAGAGAAGGAUGAGCUAGCGAGCAAGCACCAUGCCAUCAGUGAGAGGCUGGAUAAGGCACUGUGGGUGGAAGCAGCCCAGCAGGAGGGGGAUGGCAACCUGGUGCUCAUGGAACUGAGGCAGCGGUUCGAAAAUGUCGAGAAGGCGUACGAGUGCAAGCUGCAGGCCUAUCAGGAGGGGCAGCAGCGCCAGGCUCAGCUGGUCCAGAGGCUCCAGAACAAGGUGCUACAGUACAAGAAAAGAUGUGGGGAACUGGAGAAACAGCUGCUAGAGAAAACGUCUGAAUUUGAGCACCAGAAACAGAUGCUGCAGACUCGUCUGGAGUCCACAGAAUCCCACCUGUGCUGCUCAGAGCAUGACCACAGCACAGAACUGGAGAACACUCUUACCCGCCUGGAGGAGGAGCAGCAGAGGAGCACCAGCCUUUCCCAGAUGAACAUGCUGCUGCGGGAACAGCUGGACCAGAUGAAAUGCUCCAAUCAGAGACUGGCGAGGGAGCUGGAGAGGGCAACAUCAGACCUGCACAGGCUGAGAGGCGAGCUAGAGCAGAGAGCAUCCAAGUGGGGCAAAGGCAGGGAGAGCUCUGGCUCGUACUUAAGCAAUGAGCACAGCGGGAUCCUGCUGCUAUGGCGCCAAGCUGCCACGCUGCGCAGUAACUUGGCGGAGCUGCGUGCCACAGCAGAGCGAGGCCUGGCUGAGGCCCAGACAGACAUGGCAAGGACUGCACGCCGCCUUCAGACUGCCUGCCUGAACUUGGACUCGAACCUGCGUCUGUCCGAGAGUGGUGCAGCCUGCUUGCUGGAGAAGCAGGCUCUGCAGGGGGCACGCUUGGAGCAGCAGCUUCAGGAGAAGGUCCGGGACAUGAUUCAGCUCCAGAGCCGCUGGGAUGGAGAGAAAGUAGAGCUGAACUCCAGGAUAACAGAACUGACCGCUUUAGGACAGAAACUUAAAGAACAGAAUGCAAAGAAAGAGAAGACCAUCUCUGCUCUAAAACUGGACGUUCAGAAACUGGAAGUCACUAAAACUGGAGAGCUACUGGAAGUGCAGGACCUGAAAGAUGAAAGUGAAUCUUUGCAGAGAAUCGUGAACAGCAUCACACAGCUGGCUCUGGCCGAUGCUGAGAGUGCAGGGCCCCUCUCACUGGACAGCACGAGGGCGACAGGUGCAGAAGACCCUGGCAGACAAAUCUCCCCUUUGCGCUCUAGUUCUUCACAUCACCGGUGGGUGUCACCGUCCCGUGCUCACUCCCCAUUGUGCCAGGAUGCCGUGCUGCAAGCCGUACAGGGCGCCCUCCGGAGGCGACAGCAGCAUGAGCAGGAAUUGCAAUUUCAGCUGGAGUCUGCCCAGGACAUGCUGGGGGUGGUCAGGAAGCAGCUGUCUGAUUGCCAGCAGGAGGUGCAGGUGGCAGAGCAGCAGCUGCAGGAGCAGAGGCCGGAGCGUGAGGAGCUGGCCAGAGCCCUGCAGGAUUGCAGGCAGGAUUUGCAACGCUGUAAAUCCUCAGUGGAGAUUCUCAGCAGGGAGAAGGAGACCACAGAGGCUGCAGUGAGAAGUCUGAGCGAGCAGGUGGACUCCUCCCAUCUGGAGGUGGAAAGGCUGAGGAGACUCACCACGGAGCUGCAGAGGCAGCAAAGCCUCCUGGGGGAGCAGAAGGAGGAGCUGGCAAAGGAGCGGGAGAGAAUGAGGAAAGAGCUGGAGCAAAGGCAGAGGUCCCUGGAACAGUUAGAAGAGAAGACCUCAGCCUUGAAGAAGGAGCUGGUGGUAGUAAAGGAGUCCUUGAACCAAGCCAUUCUGGAGAAGGACGUGCUGGAGAAUGAGAAGGAAGGUGUAAGCUGUGCUCUGUCUAAAGCCAAGGCCAACAGUGCUGAGCUAGAACUAGCCAUAAACAAGCUGAGAUCGGAAGACUCCAAGCUGAGAGACUCUCUGGCCAAGAUGGGGGCUCUGACUGAAGGUCUUGCCCAGGACAAGGUCAACCUCAACCGCCUUCUCCUGCAGCUGGAGGAGGAGAAGAGCUCGCUGCUGGAGCAGAGGCAGGAACUGGAGCAGGAGCGAGCUGGCUUGCGAGAGCAAUUGGUGCACCUGGAGCAAAAGGUGGCAUGGACAAGCACAGCCAACCGGGAGCUAGAGAAGAGCUGCCAGAUGGCAGAGGAGAGGCGAGAGGCACUGGGGGAAGAGAUGAGGUUGCUGCUCAGGGAAAAAGCUCAGCUGCGGGAUCACCUGAUGCAGGUGAGCAGCCAGAAGCACACUCUGAGUGAGCAGCUGGCGCACAGCCACCAGGAGCUGGAGAUUCAGGCCGAUGCCCUGCUCCGCACCACCCAGGAGAAGGAGGAGCUUGCUAAGGAGAAGGCGUGGCUGGCUGUGGAGUUCAAUGCACUGGAGAGACAGAGGAAGGGCCUGCUGGAAGAGAUGGACACGCUCAGAGCUGAGAAGAACUCACUGGAGAUCAGCCUUUUUGAGAUUCAGGAGCUAGCAGCACAGCUGGAAGUCCAGAAGGAACAGCUGGAAGGGGAGAAUCAGAGCCUUGACCAGACAAGGCAGGUGCUUCAAGUGGAGGUGGAGAAGGCCCAGCAGGAGCUGGAGCUGCAGGACACCACCCGGAGGCGGGAUAUAGAGUCACUGAAGCAGCAGCUUGUGCAGAUGGAACAAGAAACUCAGCUGUCUCUGAAGAACCAGAAGAAGGCCCAGGAGGAAGACCUGGCACGGCUGAAACAGGAGAAGGAGAGCUUAUAUCUGGCACUGAGGGAGGAGAAGGAAGAGGCUGUGCACCGGCUGCAGCAGGAGAAGGAGGAGCUGCUGUCCAAAUGUGAGGCUGAGAAAGAGGAGCUGGCUGAGGAAGUACUGAGUUUGCAGCAGGAGCGGGAUGAAAGCCUUCUCCUGUUGGAGAAUGACAAGCAGAAGGCGCUGUCCCUGAAGGAAACAGAGAAGAAUCUGCUGUCAGAGAAGCUCAGUGAGGCCCAGCGGGAGCUUAUGAAUGCCAGGAUGGAUAUCGACCGGGUGAAGCUGGAGGCUCUGAACCGCCAGGAGCAGGAUAAGAACACAGUCACCAGUAUCACCGGACAGCUGCACACCUUCCAGGCUCAGUUUGAAGACGCGGUGGCUGCCCAUCAGAGAGAGGCCAAGAGCUUGAAUGAGCUCAUAAAGGAGCUGGCAAGAGAGAGGGACUCUGCAGGGAGGGAGGCAGAACAGUUAAGGACGCAGCUGCAGCUUGCAGAGAAUGCCCGCGAUGGGGCGCAUAAGGAUCUGAUCGAGUUGCACCGCAGGUUGCAGGAUGGUGAGGAGGCCCAAGAGCUCCAGUGCAAGGAGAGGUUGGAAACCCGCAGGGCUUUGGGGGACGAGACCAGGGAGAAGGAAAUAAUGCAGAAAUCCAAUACUGAGCUGCGGGCUGCCAUCAAGAAGACGGAGAGCGAAAGGAUCAGCUUGAAGAGAGGCCUAGAGGAGAAGGAGCAGAAAAUCACCAUGCUGGAGGAAGCCAAGGCUGCAGCUCAGAAAGAGGCAGGAGAGCUGAGGGCAAGCCUGCGGGAGGUGGAGAGGUCUCGGAUGGAGGCCCGACGGGAGCUGCAGGAACUGCGCAGACAGGUGAAGAUGCUGGGGGGCGAGAACAGCAAGAAGGGCAAAGAGGUGAGCGAGUUGCAGGCCUGUCUCCUGCAGCAGGAGCAGCGCGAGCAGCAGUGCCACAGGCAGUCCCUGGAGCUGAAGCAGAGGAUCGCGGAGAUGGAGGGCGGCCAGAAAUGUGUUCGCAAAGAGGUACUGAGCCUGCAGAGGAAGCUGGUGGAGGUGGAGUGGGAAGCCAGAGCCAGAGAAAAGGGGCUGGUCGACAGCCUGGGCGAGAGUCACAGCAAGGAGAAGAAGCUCCAGGAUGAGCUCCACAACAUGGAGCUGAAGCUGCAGCAGGCCAGCGGGGCCAGCAAAGGCCUCCAGCUGUGCCUCAGCACCACCGAGGGGCACCUCCACGGCCUAGAGACAGAGCUGGCCAAGACGGAGGCUGCCAAGAGGGAGGUGGAGUCGAAGCUGGGGGUGCUGCACUCUGUUGUGCGCCGGACACUAGGGCUGGGCAGGCAGAGCCCCUCACCGCAGAGACCCUGCUCCCCUAGCAAAGGAACUGAUGGGCAACGGACUCCAGCCUCCUGCACUGGCUCUCCAGAGAGGAGCCGUUUCCGCUCCCCCUUUGGUUGGGCUUCCCCUCUCCAAGGGGAGCACAGUGCCAGCGAGCCUGACCUGGAUGGAGUCCAAGAAGCCUUGAGAGACUUCCUGCAGGAGCUGCGAGACACUCAGAGAGAGAGGGAUGAUUUAAGGACCCAGGUGAUGAACCUGAACCGUCAGCUGAAUGAAAUGGCGAGUGACUGGGACCAGACCAGCAAUCGCAUCCUGCAGCUGCAGAAGUUGCUGGCAGACUCUGAGGAAGGCAAGCGAGGCAUGGACGGGCGCCUGAGCAGUGCGCAGAUGGCCCUGGCACUUCAGGAAGAGACCAUUCGGAGAGUGGAGAGGGAGCACCAUGACUUGGCAGAGCAGAUCGCUACCCUGGAGUGCAGCAUGCAUGCCAGGCAGGAGAAGAACAGGGAGCUGCAGGAGAAGGUCACUAGGCUGAAAGCCAAGGAUAUCAAGCUGGAGACGGACAAGCGGAGGCUGAAGGAAGUCCUGGAGGCAGCCGAGAAUAGGGCCACCAAGCUGGAGCUGAGCCGUUGCUCCAUGGAAGGGGAACUUCAGCGUGUCCAGCUCAGCCUGGUGGACCGAGAUACCAAGAUCCAGGCCCUGCAGGAGCAGGUCCAGGCCCUGCGCUGCCAGUUGGGGGACAGUGAGAGCAAAUCAGCCAAGCUGCAGCUGGAGCUGGGCCACUUGGGUCACUCCCUGGCCCAGAAAGAGGAUGAGGAGAGCCACCUGAAGGACAAGGUAUGGAGCCUUUCCCAGGCACUGACUGAUGCCUCCAUGGGGUCCUCCACCCUUCAGGAGAACGUCUGCCAGCUGCAGAAGGCUCUGACAGCAGCGGAGCAAGACCGCCGGGUGCUCCAGGAGCGCUUGGACUCUGUGCGGCAGGCACUGUCAGACAGCAAGAGGCAGAACCACAGCCUGACAGACACCAUGCGCAUGCUGCAGGACCAGCUGGGAGAGCUGGAGCUGAGGUGCAGGGAACUGGAGGCUCAGGUCAAGCACCUGCAGGAGAUAGUCCGACGUCAGCAGCAGAGUGAGCAGGAGGCUAUAGCAUCGCUGCAGAACAUGCAGGAUGAGAACAACAUUCUCCAGGAGAGACUGCUGACACUGCAGAGAGCUGUAGCCCACCUAGAAGGGGAGAACAAGGAGCUGGAGCAAUCGGUCUUUGAGCUGAAGCAGGACAAUUCUGCCCUGAAGAAGACCCUCAGCAAGGCAGAAUGGGAGACGAUCAGGAAAGAAAACAAUGCCAUGCAGCUCAGUGCAGAGAAGAAGCAGCUGGACCUGUCACUGAGCAGUCUGCACCAGGAGGUGGAGGACACCCUGAGGCAGAACGAGCAGCUGCAGUCCCAGAUCACAGAGAUAGAGCGGGCACAUGCCCAGUGCCUGAUGGAACUGACGUCACGGCACCAGUUGGAGCUGGAGACGGAGAGGCUGCACAGCACCCAGCUCCAGGCUGAACGGUCCCUGGAGUCCCGGGAGAGAGCCCACAAGCAGUGUGUCAAGGACUUAGAGGAUCAGGAACGGUGCCAUUUGGGCCUCGUCCAGUACUGUCAGGGGCCUCCUGUCUAGCUGGUGAAGUGACAGACCCUCCCAAUCUCGGCAGCAUCCUCUCAUGCUAGAUGGGGUGUGCCACCAUCAGACAGAUCUGUGCAGCUUGAGGAAUCAGCCCUUGAGUGCACAGAACCUGCAGGGGACUGUAUCCACUGACAUUAAUCAAAAACGUAGUGCAUGCUAACGAGACGCAGUGAGAGAGCACAUCGCCACCAUGCCUGGAGACUGGUCAAGACCUUCAUCCUUUCAGGAAACACAGGACUUUUUCAACGGUGGCAGGUGGCUGGGAUUAGCUCAAAGCCAAGUCAUCUUGUGACUCACUGGCCCUGAGAGGCGUCAAAGUGUAAAAUUCAGCAUUCCACCCACUCUGCCAGCCACAGGCUCCAAGCAAAUCCCUGAAGGAAUCAAACUGUGGUUUCCAUGGCAACAGAGGCAAUCAUCUUGGGACCUCUUUGGCCUUCACCUGUUAGCAUUUUACACAUUUUCCCAUGAAUGGCUGUUGCGGGGGGGGGGAAUUUGUCCCAACGUCGUAGUUUGUUUAAGCACUGAUUUUAAGUUCUGAGAAUAGAGGGUGUUUGCUAAGGAAAUCAACAGUGGCAUUUUCAAGGCUUUGGAUGGAUCUUCCUGGAUUUCAUCUUUUAACAACAUUUGAUAAGCGAUAUCUGAUUCUGUUCCUUCCCAUGAUACAGGUAAAUCUUCCUCACCCCACGCUGCCUGGCUCAAUGCAACAUACAGGCAUGUAGAGCAAUUCUCCUCUCACGCUGGCCUAACUCAAGUGACUUCUGUGGUGUCACUCCAGCCUUACACCGGUGUCAGUGAAAGUGGGACCAGACCUACACAGGACCCAGUGCUGUCAGCUGCUGAUCACCCUUGAGGGUGACCCCACAGCAGGCAGGAGGUCGUCAGGUCCUCAUAGGAUUGGGCUCUCAGACACACUGAGCCAGAUCCUCAGCCAGCGUAAAUUAAUGUGGCAUCAUUGAUUUCACUGGAGUGAGAUUGUUUCAUGCUAGCUAAGGAGUUGGCCCAUUGACUUCAAUGGAGCUACACUGAUUUACACCAGUUGGGAUCUCACCCAUUGAUUUCAAUGGAUCUAUGCUGAUUUACACCAGUGUGGGAUGUGGUCUGUUGCUCUCCACAGAGCUAAGCUGAUUUACACCAGGUGGAGAUCUGGCCCAUUGACUUCAAUGGAGCUACACCGAUUUACACCAGCCAAGGCUCUGGCCCACUGGGGCUGAUUCUCUUCUCACCCUUCUGUAAAUCAGGAGUGGCUCCCUGCAGCCAAUACAGUGCCCCUGGGGUGAGUGAGCGGAUAUCUCACUCUGUAGCUGGCGUUUCUGCCCCCUCUCUAAUGGGUUGUUUCUGUGGAGUUGGAUGUGGUAGCAGGAAAGACCAUGCAGGAACAAACCACCAUCUCCAUCAGGAGGGUGGGAAUCAUCACACCCACAUUCCAGUGCCAGUGCAUUUCAGGACUGGACCCUCUGGAUUGGGAAGAGUGCGUGGGCGUGGAUCUGGGCAGCCCAGAGAAUACCCUCACGUUGAUGGCACAGCUGGGUCCCACUGAGGGAAAUGUGCCAUGUUGGUAUUCACAUAAUCCCUUUGCUGUUGAUUCUAACUGAGUCCUGCUGUUGUUUUCGGCUCCAUUUCAGUCCUUACAUAACAUGUUCCUUGGCCUGUGUUCAGUAUUAAAAUGUACCUUGCAAUCAUUGCAGU